CGUUUUCAAUUUGACGAGCCAUCGGCAUUUGCAUCGGCAGAAUGCGCUUUCUAAGAUGGGAUCGUGCUUUGAAGAUUUGCAUGGACAAGUCCGACAGCAAAAACCGAUGGGACAGUGAUCCCAUGAUUCUGAAUCAAGAAGCGCACGAGUUGCCACCGCCAAAACAGCGCCUUGCGCUGGACUUCGUUGAAGAAGCUCCAUUUGAGAUUCGAAUGAAACUAUCGCCCAUGUGGAAGUAUUGCUUUGUGCAGUGGCACAUCUAUGAUGCUGGGCUGGAAGCAGAAGAGAGAGGAGUACCACUGGCGGUGCAGCUAAAGGAUGCAGAUUUGCAAGCCGACAUUGAAUCACUCAGGCUGUUGAGUGACAGUGGAGAUCUUGACCAGGCAGCAACAGCUGAAGAAUGGACAUGGAAGAUGCUUCACCCACUGCCAGAGGCAGGUUCGAUGCAGCCUUGGACUGAUGAAAUUGCUUCUGAUCUCAUUCGCCAAGGAAAAGAAGAGCGACAUGAAGGCGUGAUCGCUUUCCAUGAAGAUUCCUUUGACAAGGCUUUUUGGCACUCCUGUCAGGGAUUAAAACUUUUAGCUUCUGCACCUGGAGGUGGUCCCAUUUCCAAACUGCGCUCCGAAUUGCUGAAGAACAAGUCUGCCGCUGCCUUGAAAUUGGGUCUAGCUCGCAUUGCCUUGAGUGCUUCAAAUUCAGCUUUGGGCAUCAAUCAGAGUGAUGAAAAGGCUUGGUAUAGAAAAUCCUGUGCCUUGGAAGCAUUGAAGCGCUUUGGUGAAGCGAGACAGGCACUUGGAAAAGCAGGCCUGACACCCCCGCCGACCACGAAGACGCGAAAAGCAAAGGAACUCCAAAAAGACACGAAGUCUUCGAAGCUUGGAGCUCCUGGAGUUGGAGUUCCUGAGUUCCGCGAGUUGGAUCCACUCCUUUUGUCUGCUUUCGAAGAGUUGGUCUUUGUGGAAGUCGGAGUUGAUUCCAUCACUGCAGUGGACCUGGUGAGGCAUUUGCAGGGCGACCUUCCAAAUACCCCCGUGUCUUUGUCUUUGGUGUAUGAGUAUCCAACGGUGGGGGAGGCAAUCUCAGAGCUUCUUGACAGAAUCAGUGCUAAAAAAGGAGACUAUUUACGAGGCAAAAUGGCUGGGACGAUGUGGAGAGCCAUGUGCAACGUGUUGGGCCAUGAUCCUUUGAAGAAUAGGAGCAGAACAGGUCGGAAACAAGUGUACACGGAGACUCAGGCCCUUGAUAUCUUGUCAGACUUGCAAGAGGCUUACGAAGAAGAAUCUUUCCUGAAAACCUCCGGAGAAGUGGCUAGGAGAGCAGCUUUUGAUCAGCGCUCAUUCUUGGUGAGCUUGAAACCAAAAGCCCUGGAAGUGCAAAAGCCGAUACUCAGAAGGCUUGGAUACCCUGGAGACUCCACAGGCAUGCGGGAUUUGGAGACCGCAAUUAUUCAAGUUGCCAAAAAAUCAGAAAAGGUCAAAGAUAAGCUGAAAGCUACACGCAUGGCUUUGCAGGGAGGAGAGAAUGGCAUGUGGACCAUCAAUGUUGAGCAGCAUCCCCCGUGGUCAGACAGCAAUUCUAUGCAAUUGCGGGCUGUGUUGACCAAAUCAGAUCCAUUUGGACCAGCGCAUGUCAACACCAAUGCAGUUGUUGCGCAUUGAGAAAUCUGCAAUCUUUAAGUGCUUCCGGAAAA
Messenger RNA from Cladocopium goreaui, 1690 nucleotides. The record is from the annotation of a GenBank genome assembly. Lineage: Eukaryota; Dinophyceae; Suessiales; Symbiodiniaceae.